Trematomus bernacchii (emerald rockcod) is the source of this 1560-nucleotide messenger RNA. RefSeq names its product translocase of outer mitochondrial membrane 22 homolog (yeast) (gene tomm22). Gene Ontology annotation, biological process: intracellular protein transport. The transcript is spliced from 4 exons. Bases 184 to 585 code for a protein of 133 amino acids. NCBI's taxonomy places the organism in Eukaryota, Metazoa, Chordata, Actinopteri, Perciformes, Nototheniidae. Gene Ontology annotation, cellular component: mitochondrial outer membrane. The record is from RefSeq and is a predicted model, not a curated record.
ACUGUGACCUCGGACUGUCGUUGCAUCAAAUGCACGCCUCCUCCUAGCAUUAGCUUUAAUGAAAGACUGCUAGGAAAUCUUAAUAAAAACACGAAGAACACCUUGUUGGAUUUACCGCGUCUUCUAGCCACUUGUAAACAGCUAUUUUAACCCGGUAAAAAGCAGCGGUCCGGCGCGAGAAACAUGCCCCAAAUUGAAGAGCUUUCCCCCGAUUCGGGCCCGCUGUCUACCCGGCCCCCGGAGGACGAGAUAGACGACGACGAGGAUGAAGAUCUGGAUGAGACCAUGAUGGAGAGGUUGUGGGGUCUGACGGAGAUGUUCCCUGACACCGUCCGCACCGCUGCUGAGGUCUCUGCACAAUGCUCUGUCUCACUGGCCAAGCAGUUUUACAGUUUUUCUCGCGCGGCGCUCUGGGUCGGCACUACCUCCUUCAUGAUCUUGGUACUUCCUGUUGUGUUUGAGACGGAAAGACUACAGCUGGAGCAGCAGCAGCUACAACAGCAGAGACAGAUCCUGUUGGGGCCGAACACUGGGAUGUCUGGGGGGAUGCCGGGCAUGAUGCCUCCUGUACUUGGAAAGAUGUGAGAAACAAGAAGGGCCGACAUGAACCUGAGAUCUGCUGCCAGCGAUACAGCCGGGGCUGGUUCGCAAGGAGAGACAGAGAGAGCAUGGAGAAGGGCAAAGAACUGCAGUUAAAAUAUUAAUGGGAAGCAAAAGCUGCAAAGAAACGGCAUGACAGGCUCACUCCAAUGCAAUGGAUCGACCAAUGGGAUUGGAGGAGGAGGAUCUGAUGCGUUUCCCUCUCACUGUCUCUCCUUACUCCAACAUCAUGCAGAGACUUAUUUCCAGGAGCACUGCUUCUAUUUUCUUUUUCCUUUUUUUAAAUAAAUCUAUCAACAUAAAUAAUGUUUUCUUUAGGGGAUAGCAGGUGCAAGUGGAUGCAUUGAAAGAAAAAAAAGGUUAUCGUCUGUCUUUGGUGUUUGCAGUCUUGAGAACGUUGUUUUACUCGCAGUAUGUUGGCAUUUCCAUCAUCAUGUGCUUGCUAGUUACACUUCUACAUGGAGAAUUGUGUUAAUUAAAAAUAUCUGACAAGACAGGUUUGAUGAAGAUUAACUUGUAGGAAUGUGACCUUGAGGCACAUUCCUGUCUGUACAUCUGUCACAGUUCAAAAACGGUUUUAUGUUUGUCAGUGCAAUGCCUCUCACUUCACGGUUUUAUCAUACUGCUCUGGUUUUAAGCAAUGGAUUGUAUAACCCAACAACACCAGAUGCAAUGCUGUUUAAACAUUAAAAGAUUUUGGUGUCCUUUUUCCAUUGAUCGUAUGAUGAAAGCGGAGUUAUUUUGUCAUUGAAGACGUGUGAAAAGGUUUUGGAUAAAUCUGGUUGGAGAAGUUUUGACGCUCAAUGUUGUCCCGACAUUGCAGACGUCUGCACAGAAUGUUAUUUUUUCUGUUUUCAUCCAUGUGCAUUUACAAUCUCUUACCUCUGUUCAGUAUGCAAACCCACAUCUGUUUUUUGUGUUCAACAUGACUGCGGUAAUUAAACAACAAAACAAUGGAAA